Molecule: messenger RNA, 2589 nt
Organism: Hemicordylus capensis (graceful crag lizard)
Lineage: Eukaryota; Metazoa; Chordata; Lepidosauria; Squamata; Cordylidae
Product: carcinoembryonic antigen-related cell adhesion molecule 16-like
Exons: 6
Coding region: 87-806 (239 amino acids)
Source: RefSeq, a predicted model, not a curated record
CUCUCGCAGGCACAGGCAGUCUCUGGUGGACGGCAGGCAGAGGCAGUGAAGAAAGAACCCAGGCGUCCGGCUGAGGAAACCCCACGAUGGGGUGGCAGGGGGAGCGUCUGAGCCGCGCUUGGGUGCCCGCCCCGCGGUGGUGGAUGAGCCCGUGGUCAGCAACGCUCCUGGCCGUCUCCCUCCUGCUGCCUCCAGCCGCUGGACUCUCGGUCACUCAGGAACCUGCUAAUCUGACCGAAGGAGGGAACGUCACCCUAACGCCACAAGGAAUCCCGGAUUCAUUCAUCAUGAACUGUGGCUGGUUCCGAGGGGAGACGACAGACCGGGCGAAUCGGAUCUUCAUCUAUUACCCACCUCCAUCUCCUCGUGGGCAGAUCAAUGGAGCUGCCAACACCGGGCGGGAGAGGAGAGUCCCAACCUGCUCCCUUCGGAUCUCCGAUUUAAUGCUGAAUUACUCCGGGGUCUAUACAGUGGUAGUGACGCUUGCAUCUGCCGCGCCAGCAAAAGCGUCUGUGAAGAUCGCCGUCUCAGAACAUUUUAUCAGUACAGAUCAUGCAGCAGUCAUUGGGUUAGCUCUUGGGAUUUUGGCUGCGGCAGCUUUGAUCGGAGGUCUGCUUUACUACUUUCUCCGUGUCCGUGGUCGGAGUGAUCCAUCUUCUACCCAGGCUGUGUCUGCUUAUUCAAUCUAUGAAAACAUUUCCCCUUCUGGACAGGUCAAGGCUGAGGGCUCCUUGGAUUCGAAUCAUACCACAUACCAGGCUUUGCAGCAUGGAGACCGGGCUGUGUAUGACCGGCUGAAGUGGUAGAAAUAGUUGAUGAACCAAGGAAGCUCUACUCAGUUGCUGCCUCAAAGCUUUAUGGCCCAGCACCUGCAGAAAAUCCCAGCUCCAAUCCUCCAACUAAAGAACCUUGGGUAUCAAAAUGGGGGAGGGAGAGGGGGGAACCCUUGUGGGGCUGUUGCUAGUUGGAAGAGAGAGACCUGGGCUGGGUGAACCAAUGAUCUGAUUCAGUCAUAAAGUAGUUCUGCAUGGAAAUCUCUGCUUGCAAAGGUCAUAAAGGAACCUGUGGACCUGUGACUCCUCUCUGGCCUACAGACAGGUGGCUGGUUCUGGGGAGAAGUAAUAACAACUCAUGGCAGGGAGGGAACUGUGGGGCCAGAUUCUCUUUUGCCAAGUUUAUAAGGCCAAUCAGCUGUGAGCAGCACCACCAAAUAUUUAUAUAACGCUUUUCAACAAAAGUUUCCAAAGUGGUUUACACUGAGAAAUGAUAAAUAAAUAAGAUGGAUCCCUGUUCUCAAAGAGCUCACAAUCUAAAAAGAAACACAAGAUAGACACCAGCAAUAGCCACUGGAGGGAUGCUGUGUUGGGGGUGGAUCGGGCCAGUUCCUCUCCCUCUGCUAAAUAAAGAGAAUCGCCACGCUAAAGGCACCUCUUUGCCCAGUUAGCAGGGGUUAGCAUCAAAUGACCUCUCAGCUGAACUUUGUUUCAGUGUCUUAAGGGAGCAACUACCUAAAAUGAACAAAAUACCUAGAUCUUUCUUGCACACUAGAAGAUCAUCUCUCAUGGUAUAGUAACUUUCUGGACCCAGAACAUAAUUGCUGUGGAAGAAUCUAUUGCAAUGCUUGUAAAUACCCUGUCAGUGCAGCUGAAAGUACAUGGAAAACUUCAUCAGUUCAGUGUCCUGUAUUCUGAGGAGAAAGCUAGCUACCCAUAUAUGCAGAUUUGACAGAAGAGCAACUGGGGAAAGAAUGUCUUCUUACAAGGCAAUGCUGGCAUUUAUAUGACGUGGAGGAAGGAAUUGCUGUUGGGUGAGCAAAUACAUAAUCUUAGGUAUGCCAACGAUAUAGUGUUAAUAUCUGAUAACAAGAAUGAAAUGCAGGCAGUGUUAAAUAGAGUAGUACAAACAUGUGGACAGUGUGGUCUGGCCAUUAAUUAAAUUCAAGGAUCAGAAUGACCAAGUGUUAUGUUUCUCCAGUCUUGCUUUAUGGAAUGGAAAGUUGGACGCUCACCAAAAGAUGUGUAAAAGGCUUGAAGCUUUUGAAACAUGGGUGUAUAGAAGAAUGUUGAAAAUAUCCUGGGUAGACAGAGUCACCAAUUUAGAAGUUCUGCAAGGAAUGAAUAAAAACAUGAACAUUUUAAAAACAAUAGAAGAAAGGAAAAAACUGGAAUAUUUGGGGCAUGCGAUGAGACAGCAGAGAUAUCCUCUUCUGCAAUUGAUAUUGCAAAGAAAGACUGAGGGCAGGAAGAAGGAAAACAUCAUGGUUGAAACACCUUAGAGACUGGAAUGGGAGAAGCACUGUGCCACUGUUUAGAGAUGCAGUGUCGAAAGAUCAAGUAGCCUUAAUGAUAGCUAACCUCCAAGAGGACAGGAGGAGGAGGAGGGAGGAGCAGCCCUAAGCUUAAAAGGCCCCAUAGUAUUACAAAGGAGAGAGAUUUCUAGCAAAAAGGGACAAUGAAAAUACAAAUGAUAAAAGUUUUGUUUGUACUUGACAAAGAUGCAGAGGGAAACGAAUAGUCUAACAAAAACAGUUGUCUUGCCAUGAACCUAUUUGGAUUAAAACAGACUUUAAACGAAUCUACAUGACGUCAG